Trichomonas vaginalis G3 is the source of this 309-nucleotide messenger RNA. Its product is annotated as ribonuclease inhibitor domain-containing protein. The record is from RefSeq and is a predicted model, not a curated record. NCBI's taxonomy places the organism in Eukaryota, Parabasalia, Trichomonadida, Trichomonadidae. The transcript has a single exon. Bases 1 to 309 code for a protein of 102 amino acids.
AUGUUUUUGCUUUCCCUAUUUCUUACACUCUCAAUACAACUGCAAGCUGAUUUGCAUACAUGCGAUGCAGUAUAUUCAGGAAAUGUCCUCAUAAAGCCAGGCUCAUGCCCAAAUAUUGUUGUUCAAUCAUCAUGUACCUUGAUUGAUGAAGAAGCAUUUUAUACAUCAACAAUAGAAUCAAUUGAUUGCACACCAGCUUCACAGUUAACCAGAAUAGGUUUUAGAGCUUUCUAUCAAUGCGUUAACUUGAAAACAGUUAAUCUUCCAUCAAGCUUAAAGAUAAUCCAAAGUAACGCAUUUUUCGGCUGA